GUUUGGUGGCCAGACUGGAGGGGCAUUCCUGUUCCUGGAUCCGCCAGGUGUAGAGGGCAUGGUUUGGUAUAAGAGGGCGAGGAUGCUGCGUCGACGGGCCUCGAGCUAGACUAUGAAGCGCAAGUUUGCUGCCCUGAGAAGUUCAGUGCAGUUACCACAGCGAAAGAAACCAUACUACAACAUGCCCACCAACCCACUAUCCGUCGCUGGCGGAUGGAAAAAAGAUACCCCCAGCGCGGAGAAGAGCAACCCAAACGACGCCACAAAGCAGGCUGAAAAUGUGCCUCGCUCCGUCACCGGCACCGUGAACGAGGCCGGCGAGAUUGUGGACGAGUCUGGCAAGAGCAUCGGCAAGAUUGCCGACUCGAGUGAUCCCAAGGAGCUCGCCGGCAAUACCGUGAACGAGGCUGGCAACAUUGUCUCCGAGGCAGGCGAUGUCCUCGGCAAGACCACCCUUGGCGGUGAUGAUGCCAAGGUAGACGAGACCACAAAGAGCACAGAGAAGGCGCAAGAUAGCAGAGACGCGGCACAAGACACGGCAGAUAAGACAACAGACGACGCCACCGACAAGGUGGACGACACAACGGAAAGCGCCGGCGAGUAUAUAACCGAGGGCGGUGAUAGCAAGUCAUCCAGCGGCUGGUUCGGCAAGACCGCCAAGGGUGCUUACAACACGCUCGGCUCGUUCGGUUCCAAGGGCAAGGAGGCCUCGGACGACGUUCAGGAGCAGACGGGCGAGACCACAGAGCAGGGCGUCCAAGACACAAAGAACAACACCGAAGAGACUGCCCAGGAGGGUGCUGAGGACCCUGAGAAGAAGCUCGACGAUACAGCCCAGGACACAAAAGACACUGCCGAUGAGACUGCUGAAGACUCUGAGAAGAAGCUCGACGAGACCACUGAAGACGCUCAAAAAGGCGCCCAAGACACCCAAGAAGGCACCGAGGACCCUGAGAAGAAGCUCGACGAUACCGUCAAGGACGUCAACGACACUACCGAAGAGACUGCCCAGGAUGGUGCCGAAGACUCCGAGAAGAAGCUCGACGACACGAAUAAGGACGCCCAGGGCGCUGCCCAGGACACUGCCGAGGAGACUGUCCCGGAGGGCGCUGAGGAUCCCGAGAAGAAGAUCGACGAUACAACAGAGGAUGCUCAAGACAAAGUAGAGGACGCCCAAGAUGAGGCCAGCCAGGCCCUCGACUUCUCCAUCCUGGAGAACGCCACCGUCAACAAGGGCGGCAACCUCGUGAUCGACGGCAAGACCGUCGGCAAGCUCGUCGAAGGCGAGCCUAAAAAGCUACAGGGUUGCAAGAGCGACGAGCAGGGCCAGAUCUGGAACGACUCUGGCAAAAUCGUCGGCAAAGCGGAGCCCCUCCCGCAAGACGACGCGGAGCAGAAAGAGGAUCCCCCCUUCAAGAACUUCCCCGACGCCAUCGUUCGUGGUGACGGUAGCGUCGUGCAGAGCGAGAAUAAUGACACUCGCGUCGGCACGCUCGUUGAGGGAGACCCUAAGAAGCUCAAGGGAUCGAAGGUGGACGAGGACGGCGAUGUCCUCGACGGACAGUUCAACAAGGUCGGCAAGGCCGAGCCCUGGGAUGAGCCUGAGCCUGAAGAAGCUCCCGAAGAGGAGGCCCCCGACUGGUCGUUCCUCGACGGCUGCACCGUCAAUAAGGGCGGUAAACUCGUCAACAAGCAGGGCGAGGUCGUGGGGACACUCAAAGACGGCAACCCCAAAGAGCUCCAGGGCCAUCGCUGCGAUGCCAAGGGCCAGAUCUGGAACGAUAGUGGUAGCAUCGUUGGUCAUGCCGAGCCCGUGUCCGACUCGGAAAGGCAAGCUGCCAGCAAAUCCUUUUCUCCAUUCGAGAAUUUCCCCGACGCGGUUGUGGAGGCGGACGGCAGUAUUACCUCGGACGGCAAGCGUGUCGGCACGCUCGUCGAGGGUGAAGUCAAAAGGCUCAAAGGUUCAAAGGUGGACGAGGAUGGAGAUAUUUUAGACCGCUUUGGAAACGCUAUUGGCAAGGCUGAGCCCUGGGAUGAGCCGGAGCCCGAGGAGGAGGAGGUGGACCGCUCUAUCCUGGCGGGCAAGCGUGUCAACAAGGCUGGCAACGUCGUGGAUGGGUCCGGUGUAAUCUACGGCAAGGUUGUGGAGGGCAAUGUCCCAUCUAUGGUCGGACGCAUGUGCAACAAGCAAGGCCAGAUUUUGUCCGAGUCUGGUGACGUCUUGGGCCAGGCCGAGGUCGUCUCUGAGGGCGAGCGUGAGGGCUCGAAAGAAGGCCCCUUUGCCGAAUUGGAGGGUCUUACCGUCGCCAAGGAUGGUACGAUCGUCACACCCGGAGGUGACAUUGUUGGACGCCUCACCUCAGGUGACGGCAAGACACUAUUCGGCCGCCCAGUUGACCAGGACGGCGAGAUCGUGGACAAGAACGGCAACACGCUUGGCAAGGCAGAACGAUGGAGCCCCCCUGAGGAUGAGAAGAAGCCCAAAGGUCCAAUGGAAGGUCUCAAGGUGAACCGCGAGGGCAACGUCGUCAACAAUGAAGGCGAGACCAUUGGCAAGCUUGUUUCGGGUGAUUUGUCGUCUGUCGUCGGCAAGGAGAUUGAUGCUGACGGCGAUAUCAUCAAUACAAAGGGUCAGACCGUUGGUCACGUCGCCCUGAUUCAGGAUAUUCCCCAGGAGGAGGCUAAGGAGACAGAGGAGGCCCGCCAGGCUCGUGAGAAGACCGAGGCCGAGGAGAAGAAGGCUGAGGAUGACCGCCAGCUUGCCGGCCAACUCAGCGGCGCCAUUGAGCAGUCUCUUGAAAAGAUUCAGCCCAUCCUAAACAUGAUCAAGGACAAGAUGGCUGUUGUUGACAACAAGAAAUCUGAUGAGAUUGACCAGGAGCAGCUCGUCAAGGAGGUGAAGCCCCUCAUCGAGGAAGGCGGCAAGAUUCUUCAAGAGACCAACGGCAUUGUCCGCGGUAUGGACCCCGACGGUCGUAUCCAACGCCAGGCCAAGCAAAAGUCAGGCACCAAGGACGCGAGCCCCGAGGAGCACCAUCUCGCCGAGGUUUUGAAGACAUUGACGGGGGAUGUUACGCAGACUGUCGACGGUGCCAAGAGAAAGCUUGAGUCACUUCCCAAGGCGAAGAAGGAGCUUAACCCGCUGUGGGGACUUUUGACUGAACCGCUUGGCCAGAUCAUUGCCGCGGUUGGACUCCUACUUACUGGUGUCCUCGGCAUCGUUGGAAGAUUAUUGUCAGGUCUCGGCCUUGGCAACCUGGUUGAUGGUUUAUUAGGUGGCCUGGGAUUGAACAAGGUGCUCAGUGGGCUAGGACUCGGGUCCGCUUACGACGCGUUGACCGGGAAGACGAAAUGAUACACUGAUAGUUUUGGAUAUUGAUGCGUUGAGAUGUUGAUGCGUGGACAUG
Molecule: messenger RNA, 3407 nt
Organism: Emericellopsis atlantica
Lineage: Eukaryota; Fungi; Ascomycota; Sordariomycetes; Hypocreales; Bionectriaceae
Exons: 5
Coding region: 113-3355 (1080 amino acids)
Source: RefSeq, a predicted model, not a curated record